AUGUCCAGCAAUGAGAGUAGCAAUGACUUUGACUUUUUUACAAGCUCAGAUUAUGGUAAUAAAGGGUUACUCUAUGCAAAGCUGAUAGCACAGGUCUUCUCUACACUCAUGAGUGCCUUUGUCGGUACACGACACAUUCUCCAAGUCGUAGCCCUCAAGAAACAAUUGCGUGCUCAUCGGCAACUCCAGACGCCCGUACUAGCGGCCACUGAUCAUUCAAGAUGUUUUAUGGGACGCAAUUGUCAAGCUUACGUCCCGACGCCCCCUGCAUUCCCAAAUGACGUGCUUCCUAUGAGCUGUCAAACUACAGCCACAGAUUCAAACGAUUCCGAAGAAUAUCGACGAAAUCGACAAGCUUCUAUUCUUUUGAGAGAGAGGGAGAAUGCACUCUAUGCACCGAUUGGAGGCCCUGACUUGAUUACUAACGAAAGUGACGAUGACCGACCACGCGUCUCAGUAGCUUCUAGGAUUCUACGUGUCAUGUGUAUUACAGAUUUUAUCUUUUCUUUAUCAGGAAUAGUCGUUACAGCAGUGGAGUUAUGGGCCCCUCAAGCAGGGAACAGUUUUCAGCUCAUGUUCUGGGCCAAAGCGCCACAUUGGUGCUCCCAAGUUGCAAGUUUUUGCUGGGUUGCGACACUAGCAAUGUAUAUUGCUAAGCAUAAGAACCGAGCAAGUUUUGAUGUGGCUAUUGCGCAUGCAAUUAUCUGGAUGGUUAUUGUCUUCUAUUGGGUACUAGAGAUUUAUUCGAGUUAUUACGACACCAAGGGGUUUGUAUACGCGGCCACGAUCAUUUGGAAAAUCAUGGCGGUUGGAUGUUUCCUCAUUAUCACAUUCUGUUGGUUGAACUUUGCAAGACGAUGGAGAAGACAAGAACGACGUAAAGGGGCGUACGUCGUAUCCAAAUUGGCGUCGUACACGUUGGCAUUUUUCAUCUUUGUCGGCCCUAUUGUUGUUACAGACCUAGCUGUUGGACUGCACAGCUCUGGUUUGGUUAUGAAGACAUGCUCAGUGAUUUUGGCCAUGUGGCCGUUUGUGAACGCUGUGAUUUACCUCACGAAACCUUCAUUGUGUCUCAAGCUCUUCCGGGCAAAGUCAACUCGUGGAGUACAAGGACAACACGACUUGGCUGACGGCCAGCACGCAAACGGACCCAACAGGCAUGGAAGCCGACGAUUUAUGAGUGGCGGUGGCAAUGGAACAGCAGGUACAGCAAAUGGUAUAGUGGGUGGAAAUACUGGUGACACCGUUCCGAAGCUGCUGAUGUCGCCGUCACAUCAUGAGCUAAAGGGCUUGGAAAUUGGCGAUAAGAUUGGCGAAGGUGUGGCUGUGGUGUACCUCGGUAAGUGGCGUGGUGCCAAUGUUGCUGUCAAGAUGAAAGCAGUUUUGGCGGCAUUGGAGAGUGCUGCAGACCUGGAAGAGUUCCAGCAUGCCUGUAACGUAGAGAUCCAAGCUGAGGCAGAAGUGAUGCGCGGCUUGUGCCACCCAAACAUUGUGCUCUUCAUGGAGGCGGGAUUCUACCGAGGCUCGAUCUGUAUUGUUUCAGAGUAUUGUGCACGUGGCUCGCUGCGGGACGUGCUGACGCAAGCACCAGAUGUCAAGAAUCUGAACUGGCCAACGAAGCUUCGUCUCGCGCUGGGAAUUUCGCACGGUAUCCAGUACUUGCAUAAUGCGAAUCCGCCUAUGAUUCAUCGAGAUCUGAAGUCACCAAAUGUACUGGUGGACGAUUCAUGGCAUGCCAAAAUCGCGGAUUUUGGUACUCUUCGCUUUUCAGAGAUCGUGUCGUCCGCUGCACAACUUCAGUCAUCCCAAACGAAAAACAGAAAUUCAGUGAAGGUACCAGUGGUGGAAAUGACAGGACUUGUGGGUACUACGCGCUGGAUGGCACCUGAGGUUAUGCGAGGCGAACAUAUUUAUACGAGUAAGGUGGAUAUUUACAGUCUUGCGCUCAUCCUUUGGGAACUUAUUGAAGGGAAGCUUCCGUUUGAUAAUACACGAUGGAACCAUGAGGUGGAGGAUUUCGUAUUGAAAGGUGUUCGCCCAAACAUUCGCUCGGAUUUGUGCCCACAACGCUGGAAAGUGCUGAUUGGUACUUGCUGGCAAGCAGACCCAAGAGAGCGCCCUACAAUCCAGCAAGUUAUUAAUAGUCUGCAGCGGAUUGGACGCGAAGAAGUGUGGGAUCCUACUGGUCCUCGGUUUACAGGUGUGAGUCAGCUGGGCAUGUCGAUGUCCUCUUCUGUGUCACAUUCUAUGUCAUCGUCAUCGUACAUGGACUCACCAAAUGCGAUUGGACCGAUUGGAGGUUUUGAUCGACGCAACUUUCCUGCUGCACUGGAUGAAAAUCAUGCGAGUGAAUCAGAAUCGGACGCAGAGAGCUUUGCAGAAGAGUUCUCGUACGUGCCAACGCUCGAUUUGCUUGCAUCUCCGGCCAUUCUCGGUGCAUCCGAUGGUGGUAUGUCUAAGAGUUCGAAGGAAUCACAGUGUAGGUCGCGCCAGGGCUCUAUGGAGACUUCUGCUAGCAGCCGGUGGAGCUGUGUGAGUACAAGUAGCAGCACGAUAAGUAUGGGCGUUAACGAUAGUGGCUUUUUUGGGUCAAAGAGCCGAUCAAUUGGCAUGAACGACCCCAGUGCGAGCUCCAUCAGUGUCGUCACUUUCCACGGCAGUACCAGCUCCUUAGCCAGUGGCCGGUCUAUGGGUUCCUCACGAACACCCAAGAUUAAGAAAAAUCGCCUUGAAUGGCGACAUUGCACUGAUACAAUCCAGGAAAUUCAGCCUUCGGAUCAUAUCAACGCGCCACCCCACACGUUUGUCGAGUCUUCGCCCAAUGGGACUCCGUUCAUCGUAAAUAUUUAA
Molecule: messenger RNA, 2850 nt
Organism: Peronospora farinosa
Lineage: Eukaryota; Oomycota; Peronosporomycetes; Peronosporales; Peronosporaceae
Source: the annotation of a GenBank genome assembly